Mytilus trossulus (common blue mussel) is the source of this 4403-nucleotide messenger RNA. RefSeq names its product E3 ubiquitin-protein ligase TRIM45-like. NCBI's taxonomy places the organism in Eukaryota, Metazoa, Mollusca, Bivalvia, Mytilida, Mytilidae. The transcript has 6 exons. Bases 123 to 2294 code for a protein of 723 amino acids. Gene Ontology annotation, molecular function: zinc ion binding. The record is from RefSeq and is a predicted model, not a curated record.
UAAUAAUCUAAAUAUAGACCAGAAAAAUAACCAGAGUUAAUGACAACACCGCAUUAACUUUGUUUAUAGAUUAUCCUCAGAUAUAUAAUACGUCUUCUAACAAAAGUAUCAAAGAAGAUCAAAUGGAUCUGGAAAGUUUAGAUGAUCUUCAGAAACAACUAUUGACAUGUCCUGUAUGUCUGGAUGAUUUUCAUGACGACACACACACAAAGGUUUUACCUUGCCUCCAUUUGUUAUGUGAGACUUGCAUCCCAAAAGUAGCUAAAGACGGAGUGCUUCCCUGUCCAACCUGCAGAAUGGAACAUUCAGUGGCCUCUUUUCCAACAGACAAUACAACCAGAGAUCUGUCUGAUUAUGUGGUAGUGAAGACAUCACCAACAGUUUCUUGUGAAGGAAGAGGAUGUAAUGAAACAAACGUUGCAUCCCACAGAUGUCGUCCCUGCGGAGAGUUUCUAUGUUUAGAUUGUGUGGCAGCACAUCGACGAACCACUGUAACAAGAAAUCAUGAUUUGAUACCACUUGAAGAACUGAGAGAUGCUACUGAUUUCACAGCCUUCUGUCAUCCUCAGACAUGCCAAAUCCACCCAGGAAAAGCUUUAGAGCUUUACUGCACUAAAAAAGAAUGUGAGAAACCUAUCUGUGUCACAUGUGCCAUGAUCCACCAUCAAUACCAAGAAGGACAUGCAUUGGUUGAUAUCUGUACAGUAGGGAAUGAGAAACAGGAGGAAAUCAAACAGAUGGUUUGCUCAGUCAAAGAAAAGUCCAACAUCAUAUCCAAAGUACUAAAUGAGAUAGAGGAUGAAAGAAAAGAAAUAAAUCUCCGCAAAGAUCAGAUAUAUAAUGAAAUUGAUGGAGUGAUUGAAAUAUUGCAUCAGCAGAUAGAUCGUACCAAAGAGACCCUGAAAGAAAAAGUAAAUAAACAAGUCUUCCAGAAAUGUCAAAGCCUUGAGGAACAAGAUUCAAAGUUGAAAAAUCUAAAAUCUAAUAUUGAUCAUUCAGUCUUAUACACUGAUAAAGUUAUGAGUCAUUCAAAUAUUCCUGCCUUCCUCCAGCUUAAUAAAACCAUUUCAGACAGACUACAGAAUUUAACAGCUGAACAGUUUGAUGAGGAACCAUGGGAAAUGGCAGCAUUUGGCUUAGACUGCAGUGGGGUCAGUCCAGAUAUACAAAAUACAUUAAGCCAAAAGAUGCAUAUCUGGUCAAGCUCUAUCUUUCCUCCAAAUACUUCGAUUCAACAGCGGAGAGCAGCCAUUCCAGGAGAGGAGGUGGUGUUUGACAUUGAGCUAUUUACAUCAGAGAAAACACCUGCUGCUGAAGAAGCCCAUUUCCAGGCUAUGAUUACAGACCCAAGGGGUGAUAUCCUACCAGGUAAAAUAAAGGAUGGAGGAUUACAAAAUGGAAAGUUUUCCAUUAGAUAUGUUCCCAUGGUUGAAGGAGCCUAUAAACUGGAGUUGACGUUACAGAACAAAACCUUUGCAUCACGUCCAUUCACUGUUGGUGAUGGAAACACUUCUUUUGUUGAGGAAGUGAGUGGAGACUCUCCAGAUCUUAUAACUGUUUCUGAAGAUGAUAGAGACAUGAAAGAAUUCCCUGAAGGAGAAGUUCCAAAACUUCCUGAACAAAUUGUAACCAAUAAUCCAGAAAUAUUCUCUACUAUUCGACAAAUGAGAUUUUUCCUUGAUAAACAAACUGCUCAUAAAGAAGUAACUGUAACUGAAGAUGGGACAACUUUUACUAAUAUCCAGCAAGGAGUUGUACCAAAGUUAUCUGUAUCACACCCAAACAGACACAAAAAGUUCAAAGGUGCACGUGGAACACAUGUUUUUACACAGCCUGGGAGAUAUUUUUAUGAAGUUAUCCUGGAGAUGAAAGUUGUAGCACCUCUGCAGCAAAACAACAUCGCCUUUGAAAUUGGUAUUGCCAGAAAGUCAUCUAUAGAUAACAAGAAGUAUAUUGAAGGGCAACUAUAUGCAUGGUCAAUGAUAGGAGCUCACCAUCCAGCCUGUGAUGCUGUGUGUGUCCAUGUGGUCAGAGAUAGGAAAGUUCUUCUCCAUAAAGUUCUUGUAAAGAACCAAGUAGAUGAGGAAUGCCGUAUAGUUCUGGGUUUCUUGCUGGACACAGAUGCUGGUACAUGGGAAAUCUACAACAGUGAGGAAGGAGAAAAACUCUGUAUUGUGAAAAAUGUAAAUUGUGAUGAGCCUUUGUUUCCAGUUGUUUCUGGUUACAAUUCUUCACAAGUUGAGGUUACUGCUAACUUUGUAACAGGCCAUCAACAUGCCCCUGUCGAUGAGUAAAGCUACAAUGAACGUGUACAUUGUAUUUCAACUCAUUGUUUUUGUCUUGUUUUAAUUGUAAAUAUCUAUUUUAUGGAUGUGAUACUGGAGUAAUUACAAAUUAAUAUAUAGAUAUUAAUAGAUAUAUUCUAACAAGAGAUUGGUUAAUUAUGUAAUUGAAUAAUAUAAAAAAAAAAACAUGCACAAAGAAUUACAUGGUAAUAAUUGAUUAUGAUGAUGCAAUGUCAUGAACUAUAUUGUAGCUAUGUUACCAAAUAAUUAUGUUUACAAACUCUCUGAUGAGUCUCAUUAAUACUUUUUUUUUAAUAUACCAAAAGUAAACAGUAAAAAAACAAACUUUUUUAAUAUGUGAAUGUAAAUAAAACAGAUGAAAGGUUAAUAUAAGAAGACAUCAACCAAUUUACCACAAAUUUAGUAAGUUGCAUGAAUAUAGACAAGAGUCUGUAUUAUAUGACAAGCUUUUAAACAUUAAUAUAUUGUUAUCUAUUCUUUAGUAAUGCGUUCAAAAGGUUUGUGUUGUACAGACAUAUCUUUUAUUGUGUAUACUAUCAAUUGAUUUAAAUACAUGUAUUUGUAUUAAACAUAUUUAAUAUUUAUAACUCAAGAGUACUAGUUUCUUUUAUUUACAUAUGGGAAUUGUGAUAUUCAUUUGUAAAUAUUUGUUAAAUCUGAAUUACCAGUGUAAAGAUUAAAUAUGUUUAAUUCUUUAAAAAUUUUGUUUUUGGCAAAGGAAAGACAUACUACUGUAACCAAACCCUACAAUAUGAUAUUGUACUCCCAUAUUGAAAGAUGAAACAGACUUAUAUGUAGUACAGUUUUGAUUAUUUUUGUAUUUGUAAGUUAUGAAAUUAUUUUUUGUUAGAAUUAGCUAUUUGUUAUUGCUGGUCUUACACUUUUAGAGAUAUUUGAUAUAUUUAAAAAAAAAAAAAAGGAACCAUCCACCAUGGCCUGUACCAAGUCAGGAAUAAUGACAUUUGUUAUCCAUUUUGUUUGAUGUGUUUGAGCUUUUGAUUUUGCCAUUUGAUUAGGAACUUUUCUUUUUGAAUUUUCCUUAAAGUUCAGUAUUUUUGUGAAUAAUUAAGGCAACAGUAGUAUACUGCUGUUCAAAACUCAUAAAUCCAUGGUCAAACAACAAAAUCGGGGUUACAAACUAAAACUGAGGGAAACUUUCCACCAAAACAUAAAAGAUCUAAUUUUUCGUAGGAAUUGUUUUUUUUUCGUUUCAGUUCAUUUCAUUUCGUUCCAUUCCUAAAUGAAUUUACUAUCUGUUCUUUUCAACUCUUUUCUUUCCCAUUAUUCUGUAAUCCUAAGAAUAAUUUGGGUAUAGAAGAGUUGUUAUCUCUUGGUUUCCUUCUGACCAGCAGUAAAACCCUUGUUAAAGAGUGGUGUUUGUUGGGAUGUAUAAUUCACAGCCAUGUCCAAUUUAAACUAUCUAUGGGUACCUAUCAUCCUGGUGGACCAUAUUAAAGGACCAUUGUAUUGUUUUUAUUGCUAGUUUGUUCUCUUUUUGAAAAGGCAUGAUGUAUUCCCAAUUGGACAAUAAGCAAUCCUUUAUGUUUUUUUUGUUUGAAUAAAGUUUUUUUUUAUCUGCCUCAAUCUUUAUCAUAGUGUGAUGUAUGACUUUAUUUCUAUGACUUGAAUUUUAUUAAUGCCAAUUAAUGUUUGGUCGAACUUGUGUGUUGUUAUCUGUCAUUAUACAGAAUUGGAUUUUUUUCACAUUUUUUUUUACAUUAUUGAUCACUGAUGACUUAAAUUUAAACAAGUUAUUUGUCCUUAAAAAAAAUUAUAACUGUGUCAAGAAUUUGUCUAAUUUUAUGUCUGUUAGCAACAUAGUACAAUAUGUUGUGACAUUAUUCCAUGUUAGGUAAAGACCCUGUAUUGAUACAUUAAGGACAUUUUGUAGAUUUUGAAUGUUUUAAUCUUUGUUGUUUCUCUCUUUUUGGAAGUUUAUUUUCUUAGAUAAAUGGGUUUUGACUGUAAUAAUGUCACACAUAUUUGUUAAUUCAUGUUAUAUUUUUAUGAAAUAUAAAAAAGAUAUGUAUUGUUGUUAUUCUCAAAUUUUCUUUUGGUUUUUAUUUAUAUAUAAUAAAUAUAGUAUGUAAUCUCUUA